This is a messenger RNA of Aplysia californica (California sea hare), 7342 nucleotides long. Its product is annotated as S-adenosylmethionine decarboxylase proenzyme. Gene Ontology annotation, cellular component: cytosol. Bases 213 to 1373 code for a protein of 386 amino acids. Gene Ontology annotation, molecular function: adenosylmethionine decarboxylase activity. Gene Ontology annotation, biological process: spermidine biosynthetic process; spermine biosynthetic process. The transcript has 11 exons. NCBI's taxonomy places the organism in Eukaryota, Metazoa, Mollusca, Gastropoda, Aplysiida, Aplysiidae. The record is from RefSeq and is a predicted model, not a curated record.
AAACCCGCCAAUGUAACACGAAUAAAUGGAGGGAUCAGAGGUUUGAAAACAAAAGUAACAAGCAUAAUAUUAUAAAUUAUUCAAAACUCUUUCCUUCCCAUCGCCCACCUCCCUUAAUUAAAAUUAAUUCAAAGAUCACAAAACCUCCGGAUUCGGGCGUACACGUUUUAAGAGAUACUCGACUACUCGAAUAAUGAUAAUCCCAGCCAGCGAUGCUGGGGCGCGAAGUCAAGGACAACCUGGGACCUGGGGCGGAAGGGAGAGAACUGCACCAGGACCGAACACCUGGAGUAGUCUCCGUUCCGAACGUUUUCCAACCAACAACAACCCAGCCAGUCAAUAAUAUCAAGGACUGCGGAGAUAGCACGUCGUGCAUCAUGGCUUCCGCUGCUUCUAAUGAAUGCUUCUUCGAGGGCACAGAAAAGCUGUUGGAGGUCUGGUUUUCCUCGUCACAUCCUAAUGAUUCUUGUGACUUACGAAGGAUUGAAAGGAAAGAAUGGGAUGACCUUCUCAAGCUUGUCAAAUGUGAGGUCAUCAGCUUCAUGAGGGACGACAGCAUGGAUGCAUACGUCCUCAGUGAGAGCAGCAUGUUUGUGACCAAGGAUCGGUUCAUCCUGAAGACAUGCGGCACCACCACCCUGCUCAUGGCCGUAGACCGGCUGGUGGAGCUGGUGAAGCAGCGCUGUGGCUAUGACACUGUGGCCGACAUCUUUUACUCCAGAAAGAAUUUCACACGGCCAGAGCUGCAGCAUCAUCUGCACCAGUCCUUUGACAAAGAAGUGGAGCACUUGGAUAACAUGUUCAAAAAUGGAGCUGCCUACGUUCUGGGUCGUAUGAACAAGGACUGCUGGCACCUGUACACACUCGAGGAUGGAAAUGUGCACCAGUCCGAUCAGACUUUUGAACUCCUCAUGUGGGACAUGUGCCAGGAUAAGAUGAAGAUUUUCACCAAAGAGAUCAGCUCUGAUGGUAAAGACGCCACACAGAAAUCUGGAAUUGGGACAAUCAUCCCAGGACUGCAGAUUGACGACUUUCUGUUUGAGCCGUGUGGAUAUUCCAUGAAUGGAAUCCUUCCUGGAGGUUUCUACAUCACCAUCCACGUCACGCCAGAACCACACUGUAGUUAUGUGAGCUUUGAGAGCAACGUGCCACAGGAGUCGUACGAUGAUCUUAUCAAGAAAGUUCUGAACGUCUUCAAUCCUGGAAAGUUUCUGAUGACUGUGUUUGCCAACAAGGCGUCCAUUGCCCGAGACUCGCACAAGCACCUGGAGAAGCACGACGCCAUCGAAGGCUACCAGCGCAUGGACCACCAGUUCUGCAGCUUCAAGAACUACUUUCUCACCUACACGCAGUUCUCCCGCCCGGUUAUUUAGGAGACUGCGUGCAGGGGUCUCGCAGUGGGGCAUCGUUAUAACCAACAGCUUCCUGGGUCUGGACAUAGAGAUAGCAUCACCCCAAUUGUAUCCUCACCUCCCCCAUUAUUAUCGUCGUCGUUUUCAUCGUGUCAUCCCAACAAUGUCCAGGCCCCGGAGCUGCAGAUGCCCCAGGGACUUUUCUGCACACAGUGCGAACAGCUGCCCACAUUGGGCUGGAAGCGUAGUCGUCGUGUUUUUAAUAAGACUAAUCGUUCUGAAUUUGAUUUUCGCGUGUUUUUCCGUAUGAUAUCCCCCAAUGUGUACAAUGUAGCGUACUGUUGUCGUUCCCAGUGUCGGGUGUUUGCCUGGCGUUCUCGCAAGGGGAGGAAGAAGGUCAGUGUGAGGAAGGGGUACAUUCUCCGCAGACCAAAAUAACAUCGUUAACGGGGUUGCCGCUUUCCGUGGUGAAAUGUCAGUUCUUUGUCGAAAACCCCAGCUCGACACCCACCCGCCCGCCUCAAGCAUCGUCGCAGGAGGAAAAAAUGCUAAAAUGCUCCUUCCUGCCGAAGUCCCUGUUCAAUGUUUGCACCCUCAUCAAAGAUCGUACAUAACAAGAUAGUUCACUCGGCCAAAAAAGUGUCAGCGGAAGGAAGUCCGUGCAUUGCUUCAAAUGACUGCAGUCUUUGCUUUGAAGCUCUCUUUCGUUUCUCCAGAAGAAGAAUAGGAAUAGCACAGCUUGUUAGUUCAGCUUUUAUUGUUUUUCACACAAGUAGGACGUAACUCUGUUCCCAAAGUCAGCACUUUUUCUAAGAGGGCGCCACCGGAUUUUGAGGACACUUUUUUAGUUGGCUGAAAGAUAGGAGUGAACUAUCUUGUUAUGAACGAUCUUUACCCUCACCACACAGUGUGAAGUUCUUGUCGUGAGCAUGCAGACAGUGAGUGGGUCUCCCCCCCGACAAGUGCCGAGUGCGAGGAAAACGCUUCCCUUGCUUACAUAGGUAUUGCGGCCAAUGAAAUCAUUAGUUGCCCCUAUGCUUGAGAUAUGAUGAUGCAGAUUUUUGCAGUAAAUCUUUUCAUUUUUCAAGGUUGCUGCUUUGUCGUCCUCAUUCAAAAGUGCGUCUACCCUAGUGAGGAUAUGAAGAUUGUUUCCAAAUUUGAAAAAAAACAAACCAAAAAACCCCCAAACUGCCUUAUCUACAGUACUCUUUAAUAGGAGAAGGAUAUGUGUUUGCAAACUUGAGGAAGAAAGGUACACAUCUCAUGUCUUAAAUGCUUUUGGAUUGGAAAAGCCAUAUUAAAUUUCAUGCCAAUCUUCGUAAUGGUUUGGAGAAAAUUGGGACAAAGUCCACAUGAUUCACCCAGUCGUGGUCAUUGUAUUUACAGGAGGGUGGUUUCCACAGUUAUGACUCUUUUUCUUUGUAAAUUGUUUGAAGUGAUAAGCUGAUACAAAGAAAAUUGCAUUACAGUUUGUUUUCAAUCGUCUUGCACCAUUUUGAUGCUGUGCUCUAGUGAACUACUCGCUGCAAAAUUUUAAAAAAUGUUUUGACUUCCAUCAAACGAUGUAAUAACGAGAGUUAAAAAACAAAGUACACUAGCCUGUUCUCCCUGUUCUCAGGGUUCAGGGUUCAGGGUAUAUAACAACUGGCCGCCUAUGUGAGGAACUCACAAAGUAUAGUGCUAGACUGUUGCUUAUCCCUUACAGCCCCAGCCAUUUUUGUGCACUCCCUAACCCCAGUCCCAGACAAUACAGCAUUUCACAAAAGAGGCACGCAUUCUAAAAAGUGAUGUAGUAUCUUUGUAAUGAGGUAUAGAUAAUAACAUAGAACAAUGUUUAAAGGGAAAUGAACAAAUAUGAAAAUUAAAGUUUAAUUAGAGUGGCUAAUUUUGAAAAAUGCGCAAAUUCGGUACCCCUCGAAACUGAGAAUAUACGCUCUUGGGAAGGUGGGAGGUACAAGCGCUGCUGAAAAUUUACGCACCUGGGACUGGAAAGGUUAAGACUUUCACAUAUUUGAAAUUAUAUUUUAGGAUUCGUCUUUUUUUUUCUUCCUUCGAAUGCCUCAAUGAUGGCCAGUUUGUUUUGAAAUCUGAAUGAAAUAAAUGAUUUUGAAUUAAACUGAGAGAUUAUUGUAAAUGUGUUCAACAGUCGGCAGCCAAAGACUAGUUUGUCGUUGAAGCUACAUCUAAGCGGGGAUGCCACUUUUGCGGUAUUUUGAUCCUGAUCCGCUAUUCUGUUAUUGAGAUCGAGAUAGAAUCUAUUGUUGGAAAAAAACAACAACAACCCACAUCUAAGUACAUCUAAUCUAUUAUUCUUUAAAUGUUUGUCAUUUCUCUCUAUGUACACCCUUUGGGUAUCAAAUAUAUAUUCAUAUGUUAGCGAGACCGUGGCUCGUGGAUUUUCAGCUAUUUUCAAAAAAGCUGAAUGGCAUCCCUGAUCUAAGACCUGCCAUAUGUGAGGCUGCAUCUAGUUGUAGUAGUCGUUGGUAGUCUACUGGUUAGGCAGCCAGAUUUGUGAUCAUGAGUUUGUGGGUUCGUGGCUUUGAGGCUUAGCUCAGCCUGUCGUUGCGUCCUUGAGAAAGACACUUUACAUGAGUCUUCCUCACUUUACCCCCAGGUGUGAAUGGGAACCUGAUCAGAAACAACGAAAAGAUCUUGCCAGUAUGCCAGUGUUUUAGCGCCUGUAAAAUGGUAUGUUUCCAGGGAAGUUGAGAUUUUGUUUCAUCAUAAUUUUGUGGAAAACAUAAUUUAGUAUUGUAUAUUUCUAAGUCUGUUUGUAGUACCAAAAAGUUCAGUACCAUUUAUGCUGCAUUUGUACUCGCAGAAUGACCUCUGAUAUAGGGAGGAUCAUGUGGAUUUUCUCCCUGAUUCUGAACCUUGCCAUCAGGAUAUGGCUUCGUGUAUCUAAUCAGUAUUUCUGACAAACUUUGGAUUGGAAAUGAUUUGUUCAGUUUAUAUACUGUGGCAAUUUUUACACUUUUCAGUGUUGCAUUUUUUUCAAAAUAAUUUUAAAAAAAUUUGUUUUCCUCUUUCUGUCUCUGUCGGUCUGCUUUUCUCUCUCUUUCCUUUUGUUUCUGUGAAAUGUAUGGAGAUUGACACAUUGUGUGUGACAGUCUUGAAGCUACAGAGAAUCAAUGUCAACAUGCUUUCAGAUUUCUUUUUAGACCUUAAUUUUGCGUAAAAACCCGAUCUUGUGAAGUUAUCUUGAGUUGAAGGCCUCUUGGAUUUUAUUCUACAGUUGGAUCUAGUUAUAUUUCUAUGUCUUCUUUUUUUCAUGAAGCGAUUGAUUUAAAGCAAGACUAUAAGCAUAAAGGCAGGCGCUACUAAUGUACUGCUAUUGAAGAGAAAGUCGUAUUUCUAUCAUGCAGUGCAAAAGUAUAAAGAAAGGAUCACCAAGUUUUUAUCCUUUCACCCUUAUCGUUUUUUCAACAGCAUUAUAAUACAUUAUAUGAAUUAUUUUUCUAUUUAUAGAAUAUAGCACAUGCUAUCUUACCCUCAGAAGAAAUAUCAGUCUUGUGUUUUAUUCUCAUGUUUCUGUAUAAUUGUUCACGCCAUCUUGGACAGCUCUGUAUUUCCGAAGUAUGACGACGUUGGAUGAAAGGAAAGUGUGACAGGCUUUUCUUUUUUAAACAGUUUGAACUUCUCAUUCCUUUUACAUGUAAUGUUGAGUUAAAGGUGUGGUUGGACUGCAUAGCUUAUACGUUUCGCUUUUCUUUAUUCUGUUUAUUCCUGUCUAUUUCUCCCCCCCCCCCCCCUUUCUUCCCCGCAGCAUUAUAAAUGUUUGACCAUCUUUGUCUUGCUUUUCUUCCUUUCAAUUUUGUUCAGAGCAGUGACUGAAUGUUUUUAUUAGGGGCAUUUUUUUUGUUGUUUGUUCUGUUUUAUCAGACGGGCAUUAUAAUUCGUAUUCAAAAUUUUCUCUCUAGAUAGGCCUGCUUUAAAAAAAAAUAAUUUUCUUUCUACCCCCUUCCUCUGUCACGUGUGAGCUGUUGUGUGCUUUCUCAGUGGCUCUGGGUUUUUUUUAUUUAACCGCCGUAGCUUACAGUUGGAAUUGAUAGGAGUGUUGAUGUUAACUUGGAAAAAAGCCACAAGUUUCUUGUGCUUAACCUCUGCGAUUUGCACUCCUGUCCCCCACUGCCAUCUUGUAUUUCUGGUACUGGUCAUCAACAGAGAUCUCUUGCUCCCAUGUCAGUCUCUCCUGUUGUUCUCAAAUACAGACUGGGACAAAAAAAAUGUCCGUCCCAUAAACCGAAAGACCGUGUCAACAUGCUAUAGUGUUUAGGCUGUGGUUUUUUUUUACACUUUUGUUGGACUGGACCUAUCUCUGCAUUUAACAAGUGCAUGCUCUCCUUGCAAAGUGAAUCAGUUAACUUGCCAUGUUUUUUUACACUUUUGUUGGAUGUAUCCCAGCUUGUUGCAUGUGUUGCUCUUCCUGCUAAGUGAAUCGGUGAACUCUGACCCGCCCAAGUUGCUUGUCUAAGUGUGCCUGUGAACAGGGUUCCUGCGGCCUCUUUGAAUUCGUGGAGUCCUUAAACUCUUUUGACUUUGCAUUCAAGGAAAAUGUCCUUGAAAACUCCUUGAAUUUUGCCAGAUCAGACAUGAACAAAAUUUUUGUUGGAUUGUUCUUGGCGCGCCGUGGAAAAUGACAUGAAUUUCUGGACUAAGUGUCCUGAAUUUUACCAAUUUCUCCUUGAAAUCUCGUUGAAUUUGGUCGAGCGUUCCUGUGAAGCAGUCCACGGGCCAGUGUCGGAGCAGUGAGGGAAGACAACUUCCUGGGGUCAACUUUUGUGAGACCAUGAAGGAAAUGGACUUGUAAAUCCUGAUCCUGAGCAAGUAGUUGCACUCUCAAUAACUUUGAAUAGCUUUAUUAAUAUUUUCAGUAGUCAUAGACUAGUCAACGGACGGUAUGUUCAGUAGUAGUAGAUUUGACUUUAUUUGCUUUUGUCUUCCUUUAUAUUUCCCAACAUGCACAAUCCUGCUCCUACAGUUUUUUUUUACAUGCACAAUGGUAAAGCAUUAUUGGUUUUAUUAUUAUAUUAUAGAUCCUAACCUAUUAUUCUGGUGUUUAUUUGCUCUUCAACAUGAAGCCUUUUUAGGGCUUGUUUUUUUUUUAUUUUGUCGCUUUCAGUAACAUGAAGUAGCACUCUGGUACCCCGGCCCUUUUGAUAAUGCCGUUGAAAAACGCCCAUCAUGAGCUCGGUAAGGGUUAGAAGUACACUUAUGCAACUGCGUUGUGAGUCUAUGUUUUGUGGGGACUUCUGAAAGCUUUCUGUCCCGCUCUGUGGAAGUUUGACAUAAAUUCAGAGGCACUACUUAGUAGACAGCCUCUUUGCCCACUGUGUUGAUGUGGUUUAAUAUACCAGUAAGCUUUAGUCGGUGUUGUUAUAUUCUUAUUACAACCAUUCUAUUUACUGGAUUUAUCAUGAUGAAUCAGAUAUAUAUAUAUAUAUGUGUGGGUAAAUUGUGAUCGUGCUUCUGCAUUUAAUCUUAUUCACACAACACCUGAGGAGGCCUAUUCUGACAUAAUGGAUACAUUAUCAUUUUAGUCCUUUUUGACAAGAUUUUCGUUUUUGGUCUAUUUAUAAUCUAUGUAGGCAGUGCUGAGGUUGGGCCGUACGCAAUUAUAGAUAACAAUGUUGGUGGGGGUCCGUUAAAGUCUCAUCAAAAAAGCAGUUUGGGUAAAGUACUAUGAUACUAUGAUAAGGGGAAAAAACAAAUGUUGUCUGCAUUUAGUCAAGAUGUUAAUGUAACAAAUCUAGUACACCAAUAUAUUUUCUCCAUUUCUGUCCGUUGUAUUUUUCGUUGGCCUGUCUGCUGGUAAAUUACAUAGCUUUUUUAAAAUUUCAAGGUCCCACGAAUGAGUUGCUGUCUUCAAAGUACAUUGUAGUUUUCAAAAAUAAUGCCUGAGUGGUGAUGGUUUCAUUUAUCUGGAAAUAGGAAAAAGGAAUGAUAGAGAGUUGGGGAUGAUGGGUGGGAUGGGAGGGAGGGAGGUAAGU